CGACGCGCCGGCGGCAUGGAUGACGAGCAGUUCCGCGAGGCUGGCCAUCAGCUGCUGGACUUUGCGCUGUCGUACUUCAACGGUCUGAGGAACCAGCCCGUGCUCCCCGACGUGGCACCCGGCUACCUGGCUUCCCUGGUGCCGCCGGAGGCACCCCAGGAGCCCGAGAAGUGGGAGGACAUCUUCAAGGACAUCGAAAGGGUCAUCCUGCCCGGGAUGACUCACUGGCACUCACCCCAUUUCCAUGCCUACUUCCCCACAGGCCAAAGCCCGCCUUCGCUUCUUGCGGACAUGCUCAGCUCAACAUUCGCCAUAGUCGGGUUCACAUGGAUUGCGAGCCCAGCAAACACCGAACUGGAAAUGAUGGUCAUGGAUUGGCUGGGAAAGGCUAUCGAUCUCCCGAGCCACUUCCUCUUCUCCACGCCCGGCAUCAACGGUGGAGGCGUCAUACAAAGCACAGCCAGCGAGUGCACCCUGACGGCGGUUCUCGCCGCAAAGACCAAGCUCACCACUUUCCUGCUGCAGCAGAAUCCGUCGCUCAGGCCCUGCCAAGUGUGGGACAAGCUCGUCGUUUACGCCUCCUGUCAGGCCCACUCGUCGGUGGAGAGGGCCGCCUUGUUGGCCAGCGUGCGCUUUCACGUGCUCAACACGGACGACAAACUGGCAGUGCGGGGACCAACGCUGCGCGCCGUCGUCCAAGAGGACCGCCGCCUGGGCUUCAUUCCGAUGGCGAUGGUCGCUACCUUGGGGACAACCAACUCCUGUGCGUUCGACAACCUCGAAGAGAUAGGAGUUGUCUGUGAGGAAGAAAGCCUGUGGCUUCACGUGGACGCAGCAUACGCGGGAUCCUCGUUUAUAUGCCCAGAAUAUCGACACUACAUGAAAGGAAUCGAGCACGUGUCGUCGUUCAGUAUGAACCCACACAAGUGGCUCCUGGUCAACGUCGACUGCUCCGCAAUGUGGUUUAGGAAAAGAACCGACAUCGAAGAAGCGUUCAAAGUGAACCCGCUGUAUCUGAAGCAUGACAACGAGGGCGGCAAAGUUCCCGAUUACAGGCACUGGACAAUACCUCUGGGCAGGCGAUUCCGCUCCCUAAAGCUGUGGUUCGUGUUCAGAUGCUACGGGAUCAACGGCCUGCAGGCACACAUCCGACAACAAAUUGACCUUGCUAGAGAGUUCGAGCAGCUGGUGAACGAGCACGAGCAUUUUGAAGUUGUGGUUCCAGUCACAAUGGCCUUAGUAUGCUUCAGGUUUAAGGGUUCCAAUGCCGACAAUGAAGACUUGCUGCAGAUACUUCACAAGCGCAGGACUAUUUAUCUGACCCCAACAAAGCUAAGAGGUGUCUUUGUCCUCAGAUUUGCCAUCUGCAGUCGCCUGACUAAAUAUGAAGAUGUUCGCUAUGCAUGGCAUGAGAUAUGUGCUGCCCUACAGACACUAGAACAACAACAAGGAGGGUAA
Messenger RNA from Dermacentor silvarum, 1458 nucleotides. Its product is annotated as aromatic-L-amino-acid decarboxylase. The transcript has 12 exons. The coding region runs from base 16 to 1458 and encodes 480 amino acids. NCBI's taxonomy places the organism in Eukaryota, Metazoa, Arthropoda, Arachnida, Ixodida, Ixodidae. Gene Ontology annotation, molecular function: aromatic-L-amino-acid decarboxylase activity; pyridoxal phosphate binding. Gene Ontology annotation, biological process: serotonin biosynthetic process; catecholamine metabolic process; amino acid metabolic process. The record is from RefSeq and is a predicted model, not a curated record.